AUCGCAGCGCCAUCACUAGCUACUCUGUCCAUACAUGUUCGAGAGGAAAUGUCAUUCAUGUAUCCAGCUCAGCAUGUUGUGGCCGCGGUGUGACGUUCACGGUACACACGCGGUGAAACGACUCCGCCGCACACCGUCCGUUCAGGAACCUUUCAGUGACGUCACCUGCGUCGUCCAUGUUUUGCUCCAGCCUGACAGCCCGGUGUGUCUGACUGCGACUGUACACUGGACACUGUACAGUCCCAUGUAGUGGUCGCAUUACGUUUCACUGUGCUGUGAGCUGACCACCUCACAUUAUGUUACCGAAGACAGCGUGACUGUGCUGCUGCUGGAGGAGGAGGAGGAGGAGGAGGGGCGAGGUGCAGACCCGGUCACUGCCGUGUUCCUGUGGACCAGAGAAUGCCAUCUCUGUCUGAGCAGCUGCAGGAGGUGCGGAGUCGGGCUGAAGUGUGUCUGUACUCUGGCGGCAGGGUGGUGGAGGUGCGGGCGGGGGUAAUGGCCAUGGCUAAUCUGCCCUUACCGCCCUGCUCCAAGUACCAUCACAUCGCUGCAGAGACCAUGGUCAUAGAAAACAGCUUUGGCAGUAACAGGAAGGAGACCCUUGGAUCUCUCCAGCGCCUGUCUACAGCUCUGAAUAUCCUGGAAAAGUAUGGCUGUAACUUGACAAACCCCAACAGGCCAAAGUACUGGAGGACUGUGAAGCACAACAACCCGGUGUUCAGGGCCACUGUUGAUGCUAUUCAGGGAGGACGAGCGGUGCUCUGUCUCUAUGGUUACUCCAAUCAGCAGCCAGAUGGACUCAGCUUCCCUGAUGACGUCAUGGAUCCUGAUGUGGGCCGUGUGGCUGCAGUAACCCUAGAAGUGAUGAGCCUGAGGAUGGAACUAGAAAUGCUUAUCAAGGAGGCUCAUCCCCACCCUGAGUUUUAUGAGAGAAUCAUUCCAACACUGAGACACAAGGAUGUGGGCCUCAACACUGAUGCUGUGGUCUUCCACUCCUACUCCACUUCAUGCCGUUCUGAUGGUCAGACCAAGUCGUUAGCCUUCCCCCUCCACCACCGCUCCUCCAGGGAGAGCAGCCAUGGUCACUCCCUGUCCUCCCAACACCAAAGUAUAAGGUCCAUUCAGGUCUUUUCCACCUCCUCAAACAAGCACCCAGAGAACUGCACUAUCUGUGAAAUAUUCCGUAUCUCAGCCCACUGCCUCACCUGCCUCCAGGGGCUCUGCUCUGAAUGUGACAGACUGUACCACUCCUACCCUGAGAGGGCCAACCACCGUAGAACAGCUGUCACGCCAGCAUCAUCAUCAUCAUCAUCAUCAUCAUCCCAAAACAGGAGCAGUCACAGUUCUUCCACCUGGCGUUGCCUUCACUGUACAAAAGUCAACUCUGUCCAGGAUGUGCUGUGUGAGGAGUGUGAGCGCCCUCGCAUCGAAUCAAUCAGCUCGAAAGCAGAUGAAUCUCAGCCUGCCACCAUCACUGAGUGGCAGUGUCGAAGCUGCACUAUGGUUAAUGCAGCCAGCAGUAUUCUGUGUGAGGUGUGUGAAAGACCUCGUUUGGCCACACGACCACCAGUGACCCCGUCACACCCACCCGUCAACCCCCCCAGACCACCAGCACCAGUACUGGGCAUGCCCGGUGACCCAGACAGCCAGUGGGUGUGUCAGUUCUGCACCUAUCUGAACUACUCUCCUGCGACAGUUUGUGAGAUGUGUGACCUGGCUCGUCCAGAGCCUGCAGCCCUGCCUGCCAGGCUACGUCCCCCCUCUCCCGUCAGACGGGUCCCCGCCCUACCAAUUAAGUCCAAAGAGCCUGCCUCUGAAGACCUGGACUCCUGGAGGCAGAAGCUGAUGAAGGAGGAGGGGCUGAAGCUAAUUCAACUGAUUAGAGAUGGGGAGAAGAAAGGAGUGAGUCCAGAGGAGGUGUACACCAGCAUGAGGGUAGCGGGGGACAGCAGCAUCCUGCCCUGCAAGUGGUUAAAGACGGAGCUUCCUCUGCUGUUAGACCAGAUCAGGAUGUCAGUGGCAACAUCCUCUCUCCAGUCUGUUUCUGAUCAGACCACAGCAGAGCACGCAAGCAGCUCAGUUGAAGCUCCUGCGGGGGAUGCUGGGAAAGAGGUGGACACUGCAGACACAGACAGCGUGGUCCAGUUGUCGAGAGCAGAGGCCAAGCAGGCCUGGCUGACAGCAGGGGGCGACACUGAGAGAGCUGCCAGACAGGCUCUGAGGGACAGACUGGCCAAGGUGAAGGAGCUGUGUGCACUGGGCUUCAGUGACGAGGCACGCUGUCAUGAGGUUUUAAGGCAGAGUGGUGGUGAGGUGAGGGGGGCCCUGGCCCUGCUGCAGCGACCUCUUCUGGAACCAUUUCACAAGCGUAUUUGGAGUGACAAACCAGAGCCUCCUGUAGACAUCCAUCACCCCGACAAACAGCGCAUUUGUCGGAGGUUACUUGCAGUGUACGAUCUUCCUAGCUGGGGUCGCUGUGAGCUGGCAAUGUCUCUGCUUCUGGAGCACAGCGCCCCCUACUCACUGGAGGAUGUAGUGCAGGCUGUACGAGAGUCCCAUGACAGGGAGUUUAUCAAGAGAGUGCUGGCUAAAGAGUGUCCCAUCUGCCUUUCUGUCUUCCCCCACAGCAAGAUGCAGUCUCUGACAUCGUGCCAGUGUUCGGUUUGUUGCGGCUGUUUCCAGCAGCACUUCACCAUCGCUGUGAGGGACAAACACAUUAGAGAUAUGGUGUGUCCAGUCUGCUGGGAGCCUGACAUCAACGACCCCGAACACCUCAACAGCUACUUCUCCACUCUGGACAUCCAGCUGCGAGAGUGUCUGGAUUCAGAAGUCUACGAGCUGUUCCAUAAGAAGCUGACAGAACAGGCUCUGAUCAAGGACCCCAAGUUCCUCUGGUGCUGUCAUUGUUCCUAUGGGUUUAUCUAUGAUGGAGACCAGCUGAAGGUCACAUGUUUCCAGUGCCGCAACAGUUUCUGUGCCCAGUGUAAAAAGCCUUGGGAGUCUCAGCAUGCAGGUCUGUCCUGUGAGCAGUACCAGUCAUGGAAGAGGGAGAAUGAUCCAGAGUAUCAAAGACAGGGCCUGGCGGGAUACCUCAGAGACAACGGCAUCACCUGUCCUAACUGUCGCUUUCAGUACGCGCUGUCUAAAGGAGGCUGCAUGCAUUUCUGCUGUUCACAGUGUCGUUACCAGUUCUGCAGUGGCUGCAACAACCCUUUCCACACUACCUGUGCAGUGGAUGAGUGCAGUGUGUCUGGAUUACAUGCCCACCAUCCGAGAGACUGCCUCUUCUAUCUGAGAGACUGGGAACCUUCCAGACUGCAGGCUUUACUGCAGAAUAAUGGAGUCGCCUUCAACACUGAGCCCCCACCUGGAACACAGACAGGUCUGUGUGGAGUUAUAGAACAGAAGGAUGAAGGAGGGCAGCAGCCAGAUUCAGCCUGUGGAGCUCAGACCCAACCUGGACAUGCUGGACUCUGCGAGAAGCACUACCGGGAGUACCUGGUCAGCCUGAUCAACAGCCAAGCCAUCGACCCCGCCCCCCUCUACAGCUCCAAUGAGCUGCUGCUGGCCUGCAGGAGGUACAAGGUGGAUGACACCCGCAGGGAUGGAGAGGAUGGCUUCACCUACUACAGCAGGCUGCUGGAGGUGACCUUUGUUCACCUUAUCACACUGCAUGAAAUAACACUGAAAACUAAUGGAUGAAGUACCGCUCGGCGACAAGGUGCCACGCAAGAAAUAAUGAAACAUCCGGCAUCCUAUUUACUGCACUUCACUGAUUAUGUCCGCCUUUUAAACUUUGCUUUCAGCUACAAGAGAUAAAAUGCCAACAGUUUCCUUUGGGUGUUAGCUCUUUAAUUAAACUCACAUUCCUAGCUAGUGUAGGUUAUGCUAACACUUUAAAAUUCUCAUUGUUAUAAAUGGUAGAUUUAUGUUAACUCAAGUUUAGUUCAUAGUUAUUUGACAAAUACAAGCACCACUAGUGGUCACAGUUCAGCACCAGUGUGUGAGCAACAAACCCCCCCUCUGUGUGUGUGUGUGUGUGUGUGUGUGUGUGUGUGUGCACAUGUGCGUGUCCGUGUGUGUGUGUGUGUGUGUUUUAAGGACACAGAGAGGGGGUGUGACAUCACCCUCAGGAUGCUUUGCUCCACAUCUAGUGAAGCUGAAUGUUGUAUAUUGGACCUUUAAGAACAAUUGAAUGCUUUAUAUAGAAUAUAUAUUUAAGAAUUGUAAAGGUUUAACCAUCAAAUGCAAAAACUACCAUCCAAACAAAGUUUGUAGAUGAACUACACAGUAUUUAUUAACCAUUUACAAAUUAUUACAAACAUCAGUUGCAACUUUACAAUAAACAGUUGCUUAAUAUAUUAACAUGUCAUUUUUUUAAAACAGUUAAACAACUAUGAACUAAAAUUGAAUUAACUAUACAUUUUACAUUUAUUUAUGUUGGUUUGUCUAAAGUGUUAUCCUUGGUUACCAUGGUAAUCUACUCUGGUAAAAUUCAGCCAACUUUGUGAUACCAGGAAGCCUGAGUGGAGCCUAGAAACAGCCGUCUAACCCAGUCUUUACUGCUUAUGUGUCAUGGUUUUGUUUCUUGUAUUGCAUGUAUAAUUGCUACACUUGUGCAUGUUUAAACUUGACAUGUGAGUCUUGUAUCUGAAUCCGUUUACAGAUAUUAACAGUAUCUUCAGAGGAUUUGUCUUGUUGCUGAUGGGGCGCGGUAGAUAAAGUGAAAUCCUUACAAUGAUGAGAUGCUAAAUAAAAUGACUUUGAGUGAUGUAAAA
Messenger RNA from Acanthopagrus latus (yellowfin seabream), 4778 nucleotides. Its product is annotated as E3 ubiquitin-protein ligase RNF31. NCBI's taxonomy places the organism in Eukaryota, Metazoa, Chordata, Actinopteri, Spariformes, Sparidae. Gene Ontology annotation, biological process: protein linear polyubiquitination. The record is from RefSeq and is a predicted model, not a curated record. Gene Ontology annotation, molecular function: K48-linked polyubiquitin modification-dependent protein binding; zinc ion binding; linear polyubiquitin binding. The coding region runs from base 400 to 3702 and encodes 1100 amino acids. The transcript has 24 exons. Gene Ontology annotation, cellular component: LUBAC complex.